Molecule: messenger RNA, 2177 nt
Organism: Toxorhynchites rutilus septentrionalis
Lineage: Eukaryota; Metazoa; Arthropoda; Insecta; Diptera; Culicidae
Gene: Paip2
Product: polyadenylate-binding protein-interacting protein 2
Exons: 3
Coding region: 276-722 (148 amino acids)
Biological process (GO): negative regulation of translational initiation
Cellular component (GO): cytoplasm
Molecular function (GO): mRNA regulatory element binding translation repressor activity
Source: RefSeq, a predicted model, not a curated record
CCUCGCUAAAUCCUUGGGCUGCAUAGAGCCGAUGGUCGAGAGACAGCUCAAGUGGUCAAAAUUGUGCACGAAAAACAAAGCAAGCAGAAGUGUUUUUAUUUCAAAUUCGGGAGUUGUGUCCUAGCUUGUGCAAGGCUUAGAUCUUUUGGAAAUUGUGCAGUAGUCUAAAUUUUGGGUAUCAACAGUACAUAAAUUGAUUAGUGAUAACAAACUUCAUUCGUGUUCAGCAAAAUUAUAUCAGGUUGUUGCUAUUUCAGGUUACCGAGAAAUCAAUCAUGAGGAUGAAGAUGCCCGAUCACAAUAUUGAAAGUAGUGGCUACUCGAACAAUGACAACUACAGCGACAGUAGCUACGAUUCGGAUCCGGAGGGUUACAUCACACCCCCGAAUGAGAACAGCUCGAAUGGGGGUGGCAAUAAUGAUGAAGAUUUCUCCGAGUACAUGUGGAUGGAGAACGAAGAGGAAUUUGACAAGCAGGAAAUGCAGCGGCUCGAAGAGGAAGCCCUCAUGGAACAGUGCAUCGAGGCAAUGCUCCAUGAUGAGCAGGAAGCUCAGGAAACGAGAGAGCAGAGUGCGUUCUGUAGUGAACCACAAUCGGGAUGCUCAAAAGGACAGCGUAAUGCACUGUCCACACCGCAAGUACAGCAGGUCAAUGUUGAGAGGUCAACGUUGAACCCUCUAGCCGCGGAAUUCGUGCCAUCAGUACCGCCCGCAUCUACUUAAGUUGCCGCCAACAACCUUUUUUUCUGUUCUAGCGAUAGGUUAAACGUAAAAAAAUACUCAAAUCGUGUGCAAAACAAAAGUAACGAAUCCACCCUAACGUACACAUUUUAACCUGAACCAACAUCUACCACCAUUCGAUUUUCGUUUACUUUUCUGUGAAAAGUAACGUUGAGUAUUUUUUUUGUCAGGACUUAUGAAUUUACGGAACACUAGAGAAGGAAAAAAAAUAUUCAGAUCCCCAUAACGACUUUGGAUAAAACGAAAAUUAGAUUUUCGGUAUAUUUGCUAGUAACCACUAUCAUGGUACAUAUUUGCGAAGUAAAUAUAUUGUAAAACAAUUUAAUGAUCAAGACAUUCGAACAAAUGUAAUAUUUGCGGUAUAGCGGUAAUUGAGCAAUAAAAAGUGAACGCAUACUUAAAUUCAUUUUCUACAUUAAGUUGUAAUGAUAAAAAAAAGUUUUAGGAAAUGAAUCAGGAGGUUAUGAAAAUGUUAAGGGUUCCAACCACAAAACUACAACGAAAAGUAUUGAUCCACUCGGACAUAGUUCAGUUUUAUCAAAUUCAACGUCUAAAACAAAUGUGCGAUAUUCCAAGUUUGUAUGCUAAUGUCAUAAAAGCUUAAAAUCUUGAACCGAAUAACUCUACCGAAACUAGUUGAAACAAUCGUUGAGUAAUCGCGCAUAAGGUAUGGAAGUUGGGGGAAUGUUUGAAAUUCGCGGUAGACUUGUGCGUGAAACAGUUCCUUAGUUCGCAAGUAUUUUUUGCCAUUCGCUCUAAUGCAAACAACGUUACAGCGGAACAAUGCCACGAUGCUUAGCAUGUGGCCUAUAGUAAACGUAUAGUUCACGAAAAUGAAAACGUACAAAAAAAAACAAAACAAAAAUCUCAAAAUGCUGUUAAGAUACUUUUAAAUGGUUAAGCUACUCUACUCUACGUUUUUCUGUGUUUGUUUUAGAAUCCAUUUCAAUUUCCCUUGUAAUAACUGUAGCAUCCGUAACAACGCUUCAUAAGUGCGCCUAGAAGGCAGGAUUGGUGUAAAACAAUACGGAAAUUGUAAUUUACGGGAUUGUAAAUCCUUUAGGGCAGAUAGGGGUUCUGUUGCGAUACGUUGCUUAUGCAUACAAAAUUAAGGGAGUAAUCUACAAUUUAUUUUCUCUCCGUUCCUUCACAUUACCGGAUAUACGCAAUUUUUUAUAUUUUCCGUCAGUAAAGCUUCUAUCCAGUCAUGAGUAAUAUGUCCUUGCAUUUAAACGAUAAACGGAACGGAGGAAUGCAGUUUUAGUCCUUGAUGUUAAACUUUUUUUAUUGUGAUUUUUUUAUUUAUUUAUGAAGUAAGCAGCGCAAAAACACAACUGAAAUGUAAGUUAAAUAGUUCAAACUAAGUAUCAACAGUGUGAUAGUAUGAAUAAAAAGUUUAAAAACAUUAAUUGUAUUUAUUUUAACUGUGUAUAGUUA